Molecule: messenger RNA, 517 nt
Organism: Mugil cephalus (flathead mullet)
Lineage: Eukaryota; Metazoa; Chordata; Actinopteri; Mugiliformes; Mugilidae
Gene: snrpg
Product: small nuclear ribonucleoprotein polypeptide G
Exons: 4
Coding region: 112-342 (76 amino acids)
Biological process (GO): mRNA splicing, via spliceosome; spliceosomal snRNP assembly
Cellular component (GO): SMN-Sm protein complex; U2-type prespliceosome; U2 snRNP
Molecular function (GO): RNA binding
Source: RefSeq, a predicted model, not a curated record
ACGGAAGUAGCGCCAUGAACUUCCGGUUUCCUCCGGCACGUUUCUCCUUCCGCGGUUUUGUUGAACGAAAAGCAAACGAGAGAUCGUCGGCUUUGAGAAAAUACUCUAAAAAUGAGCAAAGCACACCCACCCGAGCUCAAGAAGUUCAUGGACAAGAAGCUUUCGUUGAAGCUGAACGGAGGCCGUCACGUUCAGGGCAUCCUGCGAGGGUUCGACCCCUUCAUGAACCUGGUGGUGGACGACACUCUGGAGAUGGGCCCCGGGGGUCAGCAGAACACCAUCGGCAUGGUGGUCAUCAGGGGAAACAGCAUCAUCAUGUUGGAGGCCUUGGAGAGAGUAUGAGAGACGGAGGAGAUGGAGGAAAAGAUUCAGCCGCAUCGUUUUACUUUAUGUUCUCUCUCUUUUUUAGUUCUUGAGACAAACCAGUUGUGUGUCUGCACUGUAAGAUGUUUGCCUGAUUUCUGUUAGGACGUGUUUUGAAAUGUUUAAUCUUGUGAAUAAAUUUUUUCCUUUGUAA